AUGAAUACGAAAGAUCAACACAACAAGCAAAAAGGAAUGAGUGAUACAGAAACUGCUAAGCGCCAUAUAGAAGAGAUUAGGUCCAAAAAGUUCUCCAUUGGUAAAAAGGAGUCCAACCCACUAACGCAUGAUCUUCAUCAUGCUGUUACAAGUUUAUCAGCUGAGCUUUACACUAAAGAUGUUCACUUUCUUAUGGAGCUUAUCCAGAAUGCUGAAGAUAAUGAGUACGAACAGAGUGUAGAGCCAACUCUAGAGUUUAUUUUGACAAAGGAAGACAUAACAGAGACUGGUGCACCGGCCACCUUGUUGAUUUUCAAUAAUGAAGUUGGGUUUUCCAGGAAGAACAUGGAUUCUCUUUGCAGUAUAGGCCGUUCUACAAAGAAGGGAAAGAGACAACAAGGCUUUAUUGGAGAAAAAGGGAUUGGGUUCAAAAGCGUCUUCCUUGUGAGUCAGCAACCGCAUGUAUUUAGCAAUGGUUACCAAGUGAGAUUCAGGGAAGAGCCAAACCCAGACUGUGGUAUUGGGUAUAUAGUGCCUGACUGGGUGAGCAAAAAACCUCAUCUUGCCGAUAUGGCUGAUAUAUAUGGUUCAAACAAAGAAUUGCCCAAGACCAUAUAUAUACUUCCCUUGAAGCCGGAGAAGGUGGAAGCUGUCAAGGCACAGCUCUCAGGGCUACACCCAGAGAUUCUGCUAUUCUUAUCUAAGGUUAAGCGGCUAUAUGUCCGUGAGGAUGACCGUGGUUCCAUAGGAAACGGCAAUGCCUCAAUUGUUUCUAUAGCCAGCGAGACUAGUUGUGUAGAGUUGAGUAGUGAAGGAGCCGAUUCUCGUGUUGUUGAGCUUUCAGUCAACGAGAAAACUUGUGAUAAUGAGGAGACUUGCAGCUAUUUUAUGUGGAGGCAGGCGUUUCCGGUCAAGCCUGAGAAUAAAGUCAGUUCAAGGCUAGACGUGGAUCAGUGGAUUAUAACUCUGGCUUUCCCAUUUGGGAAUAGGUUGAAAUCAAGAGGAAUUUCUUCUGUUGGCGUCUUUUCAUUCUUGCCUACAGCUAUGGUUACAAAUUUUCCCUUUGUUAUUCAAGCGGAUUUUAUACUUGCUUCAUCUCGGGAGUCCAUACUUUUGGACAAUUUAUGGAACUUGGGGAUUUUGGAAUGUGUCCCAGCAGCAUUUGUGAAAGUUUUUCAGACUUGUGUGAGAUCGGAUUUUCUGUUUUCAAUGGCUCAGGUAUUUGAGUUUUUGCCUGCUCGUGCUUCAUCAUAUCCGGAGCUUAACAAAAUAAGGGAUGCCAUUAAAAUCCAGUUAAGGAGUUUAGAAAUUGUGCCAUAUGAAUUGUUUGAUGGUGGAGAACAUUUUGCUAAGCCUAGAAUGGUGGUUAGAAUUCUGCCCACAUUUCGUCUCCUCUUGUCUAAAUGCAAGAAGGAAGGAGCUUCCUUGCAUGGUUUACUUGGAUUGAGCAAGGUUUUGCACUCGUCCCUGGAUCUCGAAAAAUUCACUCCAAUUCUGGACUUUCUUGGUGUGGCAUACCCUGAUCGAAGUAUUGAUUGGUAUGCAAAAUGCAUAGAAUCCUGCAAUCUUGUUACUCAAGAUUCAAUAGAGAUUUACAUGGAGCUACUAUGUUUUGUUGCUGAGAAUGAAAAAAAUGCGUCUGUCACAUACUUUCGACAUUUACCGCUUUUGAAAUUCAUUAACCGAGAAGGGAAUGUGGAACGGUGUUCCAUUUCCCAGACCAUGAAAGGAGAAGUUACAAUUAGAUAUGCUCUAGAGCAGAAGUUACACUCUUGGCUAAGUAUGUGCAGCAUAGCUUUUGGUUGUUUUAACAAAGUAUAUUUCUUACCCAACGACACUCAAAAGUCUCUUGUAAGACACUUGAAAUUUUCAAAAAUCCGUUAUUGGCUAUCAAACGGUGCACAGGUAAAAUCAUUCUUGGCUUAUGAUUAUGCUUACAUGCUCAUCCAUUGUGUACCAGAAAAUAGGAAAGAUCUCACAAUUCUUGUUGCCCAUUUCCUCUAUCAAGCCCAUAAGAAACAUUUCAUUGAUGAGAGUAAGAUUUACGAUCUCUGUGUUGAUUUGCCUGUAAUCGAUGGUUGUAAUCAUGUACAUGUUAGAAAGGAGAAGAGUGUAACACUUGUUCCUGUGUACAGGAGCAAGUGGGCCAAAUUAUUUGGGCCUUGCAAUCCGUAUCUUGAUCAAAAUUACAUUGAUGUUGGGGAUGUAUAUGCUAAGAGCAGUUCAUUUUUGGGAGAAUUUACUCUUGAUAAAGUUGUUCUUGACUUUAUUUGCAAGUAUACCAAAGCUAUGGAUCUACCUGAGCUAACUCCUCCAAACUUGGAGUUAAAAAUAGCUUCUUCUCCACUGUCAAUGGAACAAGUGUUUAUGCUUCUCGAUUGGAUUAGGUUACUUCGAACUAGGGGCCUGUGUAUACCCGAAAGAUUCAAGGCAAGCAUUCAAGAUGGAAAAUGGUUGAAAACAUACAUGGGUUAUAAUUCUCCAAGGCAGUCCAUUCUUCCUGAUGAAACAGGCAAAUCAAUGUUUGAUAUGGUGAAGCAUGUUCUCAAGGAUAUAUCAGUUAUAAAACAAGAGUUCUACACUGACAAAAUCAGUAUGUAUCAAGAUGAGUUGGCAUUUCUUGGUGUGGCAUUUGGGUCUAAUGACGUGCAGAGAUUAAUUGCUGGUCGGUUUGUCUCUCUUGCUUCUUCUGGAAUCAGAAAAGAGUGGGCUUUUUCUUUGUUGAAGUUCAUUGGUUUCUUGAACAGAAGGAAAAUAGUUGAUGAGGAAUGGUUGCAAGCCAUGAAGAGGGGUAAGUGGUUGAAGACUCAUCAAGGUUACAGUUCUCCUGAGGGAACUAUUCUCUUGUCUAAGAUAGAAAUAUCCUCCUGUUUGGCUACUCGAAAUCUUUUUCUUAUUGAUGAAGCUUAUUAUGAUGGCAAUUUAGGCUCUUUCUUAUCUGAACUAAAGAUUCUUGGAGUUACGACUGACCAUGCCGAAUCAAUGAAAUUGAUUGCAGAAAAUGCAAGUUUUCAUCCAAAUCUGCCUUCUGUAACUGCUGAUUGUGGUCUGCUUAUGCUUAAAUGCAUCAAAUUUUCUGGCACUUCUGCCACUGGCUUGAUUGAGAGGAUUAAAGAGAAACCUUGGUUAAAGACGAACUCUGGAUUCAACAGCCCUUUAGAAACUACUUAUCCUAAUUCAAUAUGGGGUUCUUUGGUGAGAGCUUUACAGAUUCCUACAGUUGAUGAACUCUACUAUGGGGGUGAGCUUUUACAUUAUCUUAGUGAACUAAGUGCAACUGGAGUGGCAGUUGAUACUGCUAGUAUAAUUGAAAAGGUUUCUGCUAAGUUUAAGUCUCUCUCACUUUCUUUCAAACUGGGACCUGAUAUGGUGCUAUCAAUUUUAAAGUGUUUUAAAGAAAUGAGACAAACUUUACCUUCAGGAUGCUUCGAACUGCAGUGCUUGUUAAAUGAGAAGUGGUUAAAAACUCGUCAUGGUUACAAGGCUCCAAGCCAAUCGAUUAUUUUCAGUAUGAACUGGGGAGCAGUCUCGCCUUUUGUUGACCUUCCGCUGAUUGAUGAUGGGUUCUACAGCAUUUUCAUAUACAAGUACAAGGAUGAACUACAAAUGUUGGGUGCCAUUACUGACUUUGAGGGUGGUGCUGAACUUGUUCUUGAAGGUCUAAGGUGUCCUAUUGAACCUGAAUUUAUCACGGCUGCUGGCACAAUGGCAUUGUUGAAAUGCCUAAAAUCUGUCAUGUCCAAGUCUCCUGAUCAGAUAUUGCCUGACAACUUUCUCAAGAACAUUGUUAAAAGCAAGUUUUUAAAGACAACAAAUGGUUACCCAGUUCCCGAAGAAUGUGUUCUUUUUGAUUCAGCCUGGGAAAAUGCUUUGAAUCAGACUGAUGUACCAAGUAUUGACUUGAAGUAUUAUGAAUCGGACAUAUCUGUGUACAAGGAGCAGUUGAGAGCCAUUGGUGUAAAAAUAGAUUCUAUGGAGGUUUGUUCUCUUAUUUCUCAGCAACUCUAUUCUCAGACAAACACAUCUUUGAUAAUAAGGUUAUAUACAUUCCUUGGCUUGUUCAACUGGAAGCCAGAGAAUCCAGAUGAGUUCAACUCCCUUGUCUGGAUACCAAGCGAUGUUGGUGACAAGGGAAAAUGGAUUAAGUCCACACAAUGUAUUCUUAAUGACAGCAACGAUCUAUUUGGCUCUCACUUGCAUUAUCUUUCUCGAUUUUACGAGCCAGAAUUGCUACCUUUAUUUUUGUCAGCCUUUAGUGUUAGAGAAUUUCCGUCGCUGGAUGACUAUUUCCAGUUAUGGAAUGAUUGGACUUCAAGCAACGAAGGUGUUUCGAAGGUAAAAUGCCACCUUUUUUGGGAAGGCAUCUCAAAAUAUUGGAAGGCAGAAACCAGAGAGGCUUUCAAGCAACAUUUGACCAAACUAUCUGCCACCACAUGUUUGAAUGACAAGAUUCACUUGGUGGACAAGGAAAAUGUUUUUAUACCAGAUGAUUUGCGUUUGAAGAAUAUUUUUGGAAGUGUUUCACUUCCUUUGUUCGUUUGGCUCCCCGAUGUUGGCACCUUAUCAUCUUCCUUGGGGGUACUCAAGAUGAUCUAUCGCUCUCUAGGAGUGAAAAAAUUGAGUGAUUCUGUCAAAGUGGGGAGCUUAUUUGCAGAAGAUACACCAAAGAAACUCAUGCCAAAAAAGGGGCUGAUCGAAAAAGGUCUCAUCAAAAUCAUAUUGGCUUUUCUUGCUGGUCCUCUGCUUAAUAUUAUGCAGGUAAAAAUGAGACAACAGAUUGCUACUACUCUUCUUAACCUCUCCCUGUACGUGAGUGAGCAGCCAAUUAAAGUCACCUACUUCCUGACCCCAUAUGCGAAUGAAGCAGUGAAAGCAGAAGCAAAGAAAAUGGUUUUCUGGGACAAAAGCUCUAAGCAGUUGAUCAUUGACAAAUCAGGCUAUGAAAAUAGAAGAAGUAGCGCCGAGUUUGCAUCAUGUUUUGCUCAAGAAAUUUCGCAGGGACUGCUGCCAGAAGGAAGAGCAUUUAUAGUGGAUAGUCUCAGUAGGAUUAUACACAUGGGAUUUAUGUACGAGUUCAAGGAAGACUCAGUUGACUAUUUGUUAGUGAGAGAGAAUCUAGAGAUCUUAAAUGAAGACGACAAGUUUCUUGCUUCUGCAUUCCUCGCUGCCAAACAGAGUGGUAAAAGAACAGAGGAAGUGGUUCCCAACACACCGUUGACUCCAUGCAAAAAGGUGUGCAGGAGGCUACUGCUGCCUUGAUCCUUGUUCUGGUACGACAAUGUAUCUAUGUCGUUUUUGAAUGUGCCUUUUGUUAUGUAUAUAUUAUUGUAUUAUAUUUCGCUUUUGGAUGUCUCAUACCACAAUGAUAUUAUAUGUAAAACUCAUCAGUCUUUGGCUUUUGUGAUGGCUUGUAAAUACCCCAAAGCUAAGCUUUAUGUUCUUCGACUCUUGUUAUGUAAUCUGAGCCAAAGCGAAACUCGCUUAAAUUUCUGCUU
Humulus lupulus (European hop) is the source of this 5495-nucleotide messenger RNA. RefSeq lists its product as uncharacterized. Lineage: Eukaryota; Viridiplantae; Streptophyta; Magnoliopsida; Rosales; Cannabaceae. The record is from RefSeq and is a predicted model, not a curated record. Bases 1 to 5259 code for a protein of 1752 amino acids. The transcript is spliced from 3 exons.